GCUCCAUCUAGUGGUGCCAAAGACACAAAUCAGAAAUUAAUCUGUAUUGAAUAAAACAAUAAAACAACAAAGACCUUGCCCAAAAGUUGGAGUACUGUUUGGAGCCAGAAGGGCGUAUGUACAUAUACGCCCUUGUGGCUUUGAGUAAUAACAGACCCUGCAGUGUAUUUCAGAGUCAAAAGGGCGUAAAAUAGGUGGUGCCUAGUGCUAAAAUGGCUGACAGGAUUGCAGACAUGCAAGAACUGUCUGAGGCAGAAAAGAUUUUGAUCAGUAUAAUAAGGGAAAGUGAUGAAAUUGAAGAUGAGAUUGCUCCUCAUUUCAGUGAUGGAGGAACAGAGCCACACAAUGUAAGCGAUUGCGAUCUGCUUGAGAAGCACAUGCAGACAGCACCUGAUGAGAGGACAUUUGAGGAGAGAGAGACAGAUAAGGACAUUGAAGAUAGCGAAAAAGACAAGGAGACAGCACAGCAAGAUGGAGGGGGAGAGAGAGACAGGGCUAGAGAUGCAACUAAUGAGGGACACACAGAGGCAGAAGGGACAGUAAUUGUGCUAGAGGUUAUUCAGGAGGGAGAGGCAGAAAAUGAACAGGAGGAGGAUGCCAACACACAAAGAGGAAGGAAAAGACAGAGAAAUGUUGAAAAUUGGAAAAGGAACAAGCGUAAAAGACUAAGAAAUUCUGGAAAAAGUUACGUAAAUUCAAGAGGGUUGCCGGUCCAAGGAAGGAGGGUGAGGGAAAAGAACUGUGCUUCCUGCCGCUACAGAUGCAAUGAAAAAUUUCCAGAGGAAGUGCGAGAUGCAGCAAGGCAGAAAGACUACAUUCUGAACCAUGUCAUCAAAGUAGAGAAAAGAAACAAGGAAAAAGUGUCAAGAAGAAGUAAUACAUUUGAGUAUUAUUUAACAUCUGAUGGACAGCAGGUUAGAGUGUGCAAGGAUUUUUUUUUGAAGACCCUUGAUAUGUCAGAGAAGUUUGCAAGAUCGGCAGGCGGCCUUAGGCAUAGUGAGUUGGGAAUGACCCCUCCAAGCAAGAAAAGGCGCCAUACACCUCAGAACAAAGUGCCUGAGAGCAGCAAAGACAAAAUCCGAGAGCACAUCAACUCCUUCCCGACACUCGAGUCUCACUACUCCCGGAAAGACACAAGCAAGCUGUACCUGGAAGGAUCUCUUAAUCUGGUAAAAAUGUAUGCAUUAUAUAAACAGAAAUGUGAACAAGAGUGGAACAUAGAACCUGAAAAAUUAAGUAUGUACAGAUCAGUGUUUGACAAGGAGUUUAAUAUGGCCUUCCAUACUCCUAAAAAAGAUGCGUGUAAAUACUGCGAGUGGUACAAACGUCUAGAAGACCACGAAAAAACAAAGCACCGUGAUGAAUAUGAUGCCCACCAAUUAAGAAAGACCAAGGCAAGAGAACAGAAAGAAACUGAUAAAAAGAGAGCAAAAGAAGAUGAGUCAUGCAAGGUGGUCACUUUCGACCUAGAGCAAGUCUUGACAACUCCCUGGAGCAAUGUCAGUAGCCUGUUCUACUCACGCAAGCUCAGUACAUACAACCUUACAGUGUAUGAAUUGGGCUGUAAAGAUGUCGACUGUUACAUGUGGCAUGAGGGGGAAGGUGGCCGUGGAUCUUCUGAGAUCAGCACAUGUGUUUACAAGGACUUAGUCCUCAGGUGAAACAUGCAGUUCUGUAUUCAGAUACUUGUGGAGGACAGAACAGAAAUGCAGCGUUCAGCACUAUGUGCUUGCAUGCUGUGAGCUCGCUGCCCCUCUCAACCAUUGACCACAAGUACAUGGAAUCGGGGCACAGCCAAAUGGAAUGCGACAGUACAGGCGCAAAGUAUGCAUCUACUCCCCUGAUGGGUAUUACACACUGGUGAGGAUGGCAAGGCAGGGAAAGAAGCGUGCAUGAGCUUCUGCACAAUGACUUCCUUGAUUUCAAAUCCCUCUCCAACCACACACUGAAGAACCGAUCAAAAGAUGAGGAGGGACAACCUGUCCAUUGGCAGAAGAUAAAGUGGUUCCGCUACAUGAAAGAGGACCCAAAGGCGAUCUACUUCAAGUACGAUGUCACUGCCCCAACCUUCAAAAAGAUGAUGGUACGCCAACCAACCAGAGCCAUACAACCACCAAGCUCACUGUAUGAAAGUCCCCCAUGCAUAAAUGCCUUGGAAAAAAAGGAUCUCCUCACACUUUGCACCAAUGGGAGUAUUCCUCAUUAAUAUGCAGAGUUUUACAACUCCCUGAAAGUAAUAGGCACUGACAGUACAGAAGUGUAGUUGACAAGUGGAAUGUGUAAACAUGACAAAUGAAAUUGAAAUUAAAUGUUAAAUGUCAAAGAAAUUAAAUGUUUAAGUUUUUUAAAUGUUUUAAGUUGAA
This is a messenger RNA of Alosa alosa (allis shad), 2363 nucleotides long. RefSeq lists its product as uncharacterized. Bases 213 to 1661 code for a protein of 482 amino acids. The transcript is spliced from 3 exons. NCBI's taxonomy places the organism in Eukaryota, Metazoa, Chordata, Actinopteri, Clupeiformes, Clupeidae. The record is from RefSeq and is a predicted model, not a curated record.